Molecule: messenger RNA, 1419 nt
Organism: Olea europaea var. sylvestris
Lineage: Eukaryota; Viridiplantae; Streptophyta; Magnoliopsida; Lamiales; Oleaceae
Product: U-box domain-containing protein 2-like
Exons: 2
Coding region: 94-1083 (329 amino acids)
Cellular component (GO): nucleus; cytoplasm
Molecular function (GO): protein binding
Source: RefSeq, a predicted model, not a curated record
AUACUUCUCAAGCAAACUCUAUAUUAUAUGUAUAUAUUGGUAGAAUUCUCAUAGAACCCAGAUAAUAGAUGAGUUGAAUAGAGGGCUUCUUCCAUGGAGGAGGUGGUGGUGGAAGCUCUUCGACUCAGCGGCCGAGAUGGGCGGAUUGCGGCGGCGAGGGAGGUUGCUAAGUAUAAUAGUAAGCAAAGACAGAGGGUGGCUGAAAAGGGAGUAAUUUCACCAUUGGUUUUGAUGCUCAGUGAGCAAGAUUAUGAAGCCAUUGAAGCUGCACUCUUUGCUUUGCUCAGUCUGGCCUUUGGAAGUGAAAGAAACAAGAUUCGUAUUGCAAAAUCUGGUGCAAUACCAGAGAUUUUAAAGAUUAUUCAAUGCCAAAUCAUGCCAUUGCUUGAUCUAGCAGCAGCAGCCCUCUUGAUUCUCUCUUCUUGCACACAAAACAAGCUAGAAAUUGCAGCAUCUGGAGCCAUUCAACUUCUUAUUAAUCUCCUAAAUUUGAACUGUGACAAUGUAAGUAUGCAGGCAAAGCUUGAUUUUAUAUCAACUCUCCACAAUCUUUCAACAUGUCCACAAACUGUCGGACAACUUGCCCGUUCGGGUUGUGUAGUAUCCCUGCUUCAGCUUAUCUAUGGCUUAGAAAAAUCAUCAGAUUUGGUGGAAAAAAUUAUGGGUUUGCUUGAAGAGAUUGUUUCUUCAUCAGAUAUUGCUCUAAAGGAGGCUGCAGAAACCGGGGGCUCGAUCCCGACACUCGUGGAGGCUAUGGAGGAUGGAUCAACACAAUGUAAAGAACAUGCAGUGGGAAUUCUUCUAGUUAUAUGCCAGAACUGUAGAGAUAGAUACAGAGGGAUUAUUUUGAGAGAAGGUGUGAUGCCAGGGCUUCUUCAGUUGAGUGUUGAUGGAACAUGGAGGGGUAAGGAAAAGGCCAAAGAAUUGCUUCUGCUUUUAAGAGAUUGCUCAAAUUGUGGAUCAAAAAGUAAACAAUCCAAAAAUGUGCUGUUGGAGAAAGUUAUGAGGGAGAUAGAUAGAGGAGAAAGAGGUGGAACCUCGCUCAAGUUGGUCGAGGAGAUGAUUGCAAAACUUAGGACAUGAUUAACCGGACAUUUUCGAGCAUGUUUCUCUUGUUUGAUGGUGUCAUGUACAAUGUUGUAAGUGUGUCCUUGGUGUUUAGCUAGCUAGUAUUACUACGUUUUCAUUUUUCUUUCUAUAGGAAUCAACUUGGAUAGUCUUAAUCUUUUGUCUCCAGUGGACAAGAUAAAAACUUUCCACCGUUGACUUGGCAACAGAAUCUAAAGUUAUGAUUCUUUGAAAUGGUCAUAAAUACGGAGAACGAUAACUAAUGUUCUCUUGUGGUGAGAAAUUUUUAUCCUGCUCAAUUUUAUGAACUUGAAGACUAUAAUUCUUUGUACAAAACUAACUAAUUGAUGA